AUGGGCUCGGUUGCCUCCCUGCCCGGGUCGCCUCCUGCCCGGUUGGCCUCCUGCCCGGUUGCCUCCCCGCCGGUCGGCCUCCACGCCCGGUCGCCUCCCCGCCCGGUUGCAUCCCGCCCAGUCGCUCCCCCGCCCGGUCGCUCCCCUGCCCGUCGCAUCCUGCCCGGUCGCCUCCCUGCCCGGUCGCCUCCCUGCCCGUUGCCUCCCGCCCGUCGCCUUCCCUGCCCGGUGCCUCCCCGCCCAGUGCCUCCUCCCGUGCCCUUCCUGCCCGGUUGCCUCCCUGCCGGUUGCCUCCCUGCCCGGUCGCCUCCCUGCCCGGUUGCCUCCCUGCCCGGUCGCCUCCCUGCCCGGUCGCCUCCCUGCCUGCCUCCCUGCCCGUCGCCUCCCGCCGGUUGCCUCCCGCCCGGUUGCCCUCCCCGCCCGGUUUGCCUCCCCGCACCGUCGCUCCCCGCCCUGGUUUGCCUCCCCGCCGUCGCCUCCCCGCCCCCGGGGGGCCUCCCCUCCGUCCCCUGCCCGGUGCCUCCCUGCGGUCGCCUCCCUGCCCGGUCGCCUCCCUGCCCGGUCGCCUCCCUGCCCGGUCGCCUCCCUGCCCGGUCGCCUCCCUGCCCGGUUGCCUCCCUGCCUGGUCGCCUUCCUGCCUCCCGGUCGCCUUGCCCUGCCCAGUGCUCCCCGCCCAGUUGCCUCCCUGCCCGUCGCCCUCCCUGCCCGGUCCCCUCCCUGCUCAGCCUCCCGGCGUCUGCCUUCCUGCCCGGUCGCCUCCCUGCCCAUUUGGCCCUUCGCCCCCGGGGCCCCGGGGGGGGGUCGAGUUCGCCCUCCCUGCCCCGUUGCCUCCCCGCCAGUUCCUCGCCCGGUCGCCCUCCCGCGGGGGGCCCCUGCCCAUGGAGGCUGAACCUGGUCACCUCCCCGGGGGAGGCCCCACCCCUGGCAGCCCGUCCUAGUCACCUCCCCGCUGGGGGGUCCCACACCUAG
This is a messenger RNA of Macrobrachium nipponense, 969 nucleotides long. RefSeq lists its product as uncharacterized. NCBI's taxonomy places the organism in Eukaryota, Metazoa, Arthropoda, Malacostraca, Decapoda, Palaemonidae. The coding region runs from base 1 to 969 and encodes 322 amino acids. The transcript has a single exon. The record is from RefSeq and is a predicted model, not a curated record.